Messenger RNA from Ostrinia nubilalis (European corn borer), 3245 nucleotides. Its product is annotated as transcription factor egl-13-like. Gene Ontology annotation, biological process: cell fate commitment; regulation of transcription by RNA polymerase II. Gene Ontology annotation, cellular component: nucleus. The transcript is spliced from 4 exons. Gene Ontology annotation, molecular function: RNA polymerase II cis-regulatory region sequence-specific DNA binding; DNA-binding transcription factor activity, RNA polymerase II-specific. The record is from RefSeq and is a predicted model, not a curated record. Bases 18 to 818 code for a protein of 266 amino acids. Lineage: Eukaryota; Metazoa; Arthropoda; Insecta; Lepidoptera; Crambidae.
UGCCUCUACUGGAGCAGAUGAGAUCGCAGCCGCCGCCGGCGCCUCCAAACGUGGUGUCAUCUUCGCCCUGGCCAGCGACCGCCCAGCUCGCUCAGCUCACCGCCAACGCUCGCUCCCCGCCCCCCGACCCCGAUGCGCCGCUCAACCUCAGCAAGCAGCGCUCGCCGUCGCCUGCGCAUUCGUCCAUCAUGCUGCCGAGAUUCGUGCCCUACCCUCCCAUGGAGGAGAGCCCGCAGUAUAUGUCCAAAGAGGAGGAGUACAACCCUGGAGUUAAUGCAUCAUGGAACCAGUCUCCCCAAGAGGAGGUGGACAAGGCGAAGCUAGUCCGCCAGCCGCGUCGUGACGAGGCCGGCAAACCUCACAUCAAGCGGCCCAUGAACGCCUUCAUGGUCUGGGCCAAGGACGAACGCAGGAAAAUCCUGAAGGCCUGCCCAGAUAUGCACAACUCCAACAUCUCCAAGAUAUUGGGGGCCAGGUGGAAGGCCAUGUCGAACGCGGAGAAGCAGCCGUAUUAUGAGGAACAGUCGCGGCUGUCCAAACUUCACAUGGAGAAGCACCCUGACUAUAGGUACCGACCUCGGCCAAAGCGGACAUGCAUAGUAGACGGCAAGAAGAUGCGGAUAUCGGAAUACAAAAACCUGAUGCGCUCGCGGCGACAAGAGAUGCGGCAGCUGUGGUGCCGCGACGGCGCUGGAGAGCUUGGCUUCCUCCCUUCGCUGUCCUCCCCUGGCCCAUCAAACUCCUCCCCCCCUCCCAAUGGGGGGAACUACAUGAACCCCGGUUUCUCCCCCCCGCUAUCUCCAGGCGAGGAGGAUUGAGGGUCGGCGCGCGGCUGGCCCUACCCGCACGCCGCGCCUAUGCCCCUCCCCCCCUCUCACCACCCCUGGUAAGCUGAAACCUACGACGCUGACAGACGAAUCGGUUGUUUUUUAACUUAGUGAAGUGUGGCAGUUCGGAUUCCAACCGGUUUGGAUUGGAACAACCCCAAGUCACACUCUUUUGUCUUUUUGAAAACGGCGCCAAAAAUGAGAUGACAAUCUCCUUUUUGACGGUGGGUAGUAGAUGGUACACCGAUUUGUCAAGUGUUAUAUUAUGCAAAGACUUUAGCGUAAGUUACGGAUGUGGAAACUUGAAUCUCUAUAUUAUCUCAUUAAAUUCAUGUAAUCUUUUGUGAUUUUAGUAGACGCGAGAACUCGCUUUAGACCUAGCGAGUCAGUUUUAGCCAGUUAGAUUGGAUCUCUCGUUUUUCGUACAAUUGUAUUUUGAGAUUAUUCCAUUAGUGAAUUAAGAAAAUGGGACGUACACCCUGUGUUCAUUUUCUUUUUAAAUUUCGACAAUGAAAUGUUAUAUUUUUAUCACGAUUUUAAACGGGUGUACAUUCUGUAUCUUUAUUGUAAUGGAGCCCUAAAAAUCGGCUAAUAAUAUUAUUGUCAUUAAAUAGGCUUGCGGCACACAAUACCCCAUGAAAGUGCCAAACAUGUAUUAAACCACGUAGAUAAUUAGAAAAAUGUAUAUAGUUGACUUUACUUCAUUAAGAACUAGGGCGACAUAUAAAUUGGAUGAUCGGAUUUUGUAAAUAAGUACAAUUCCUCUUGUAGAUAAAUAUUUAACGGUUAUAUCAAUGUUUGGCUAAAAUAAUGAAGUAAGUUAUAGUUGUAGCUUAAGUUAUUAACUAUGAAUCAAUAUUGUGUGGCCAUGUAAAAUAGUAGCUCGAGAUUAUGAACUAAUCGUUGUAAUAUUGUAGAUGCUCUAGAACUAAGCGAUGAAAAUGUAUCAAACCAAAAAUUUGAAGCGGAAGGCUUGAAAAUUUUAAGUGUUUUGAACACAAAACUGUUAAAAUCCAGUGAGAUCUAUUAAAGCAUAAUGAUUGUAAUAAAUAAAUGAAUACUCAUAGAAUAGAUCUGUUCGAAGUAAGUAGCUAUUACGACCUCGUGGUCGUGUAUCCUAAGAAAUUAAUACAUACCUAUAGUACAUAAUCACUCUCGAUUGUAAUGGACGGUUUUGUAAAAAUGCUAGUUAUUGAAAAUACAAAAAAAUCACCUAAUGUGUAUGAAUUAUGUAACCAGAACCAGAGAGUAGGUGGUCAAUUUAUACUGUGUCAAUUCUUUUCAUUGAUAUUUAGUAAAGACAAUUUUAUUGCUUUGACACAUGAACCCACCGAUUUUGUGGGUUGACCAUACAGGGCGACAAACAGACAGCAAAAUAAAAUAGAUUAUUCAAUCAACAUAUUUAGUUAUGCCCGUAUUAUGUAAUCGACACUUAAUUCACGAAUUAAAAGCUCCUAAGUAGGACAUAGGAGUUUUUACCUGGUCAAAUAUUUGAGAUCUGCCUAUUAUGAUCUUGAAUAUAUCUAUAAAUUUAGUUUUGAGUCUAGUUUUAGCGUCGUAUCAUAAUACAGGCCAUAAUUAGUUUGAAUCUUUACUUACAAUAAUAAACUGUCAUGUCUGUCGUUCUGUAUAAUAAUUUUAAAUUUAUUCAAGAUAUUCGCUUUAUCAAAUCGUGCAAUUUAUAUAGUAGAUUAUAGAAUUAAGCUGUAGCAUGUACAAGCAUAAUAUCUACUUAAUGAUAAUUGAAUAGCAACUUGUAUAGAUAUUUCUUGUAAAAUCAAAUUAGGUUGUUUCUCGAAGUCGUUGAUUGCCAUUUUUUAAAUUUUGUUAUUUAUUUUUCUAAUUAUAAAACUUGUUUUUUUUUGUUUCUUCUGUAUGUUAAGCUGUAUGCCAGUAAUACUGAAAUGUAGUGUUAAUAUAGUAUGCGUAAUAAUGUGUACGUGAAUAUCGUAAUAGGUAGUGUGUAUUAUUCUUAGUAAAUGUGUAAGUUUAGACAGUGCGGUUAAAUUAUUUAUUUUUAUGUUGAUUCCUGUAAAUAAGCGAUAUUUUGGUGUAAACGUUAGUUGUGGUUAUUUAAAGGUCGACACUUAGUUCUGUGUAGAUCUCGAUGUAACUUUUCCCUGUUUCUAUUUAUUUAAGAUUGAUUUCAAACGAACGACUUGCCAUACAUUGUACAAUGGUCUAAGUGUUACUUGGGCAGUUUUAACUUACGAAAUGUACUUAAACCCGAUGUUGUUAUUUUUUUAGUUUAAAUUCACAAAUCGGUUUGUUAUUUCCAGUACCAGUGUAACUUAGCAUUCGAAAUCUUUCAAAUGUGUAAGUAGGUAGGUUUAGGUUUUAUUACCUAGUGUAAACCAGGUCACAUCAUUUAAAAAUUGUGCCAAAACCCGAAAGUAUAUUAAAAAUACCUUAAAAAUA